Pygocentrus nattereri (red-bellied piranha) is the source of this 3350-nucleotide messenger RNA. RefSeq lists its product as uncharacterized. Gene Ontology annotation, biological process: regulation of gene expression. The record is from RefSeq and is a predicted model, not a curated record. The coding region runs from base 113 to 1609 and encodes 498 amino acids. Gene Ontology annotation, molecular function: DNA binding; POU domain binding. The transcript is spliced from 10 exons. Gene Ontology annotation, cellular component: nucleus. Lineage: Eukaryota; Metazoa; Chordata; Actinopteri; Characiformes; Serrasalmidae.
GAUGCAUGACAUUUGGUGUGUUUGUUCUUAAUGACAAGUCCUGACAGAAACCCAUUUCGUGGAUUUCCGCGGUGUUUUAUUCCUCGUCAAGGCUUGAGCAAGAGGGCUGAAGAUGGUGAGGGGCCGUAUGAAGAAGACAGGAGGUGAGGGGAAGCCCCAAAGCCACAAAUGGACAGAUAACGAACAUGACAUCCGUCCAUGCGAUGCUUCGCCGCUUCCAGCAGCAUUAGCGUCGAAUACAAGUGAGCCAGACUCCCCCACCGCUGCCUUCACAGGGCUCAGCGUGGAGGACCAUGUUAACAUCAAGCAAGUGUCAGCCUCUCCAACAGGUCCAAAGUCUCAGAAAGCCAAGGGUGAUAAAAGAUACUUGGGUGUCAGAGUGAAAAUGCCAGUGAGAGACAUGCUCAGGAAUUUUCGCAUAGCCAACGGCAUGGACCCCAAAGAUCUGCAGCAGAAAGAAAACAAAAGAUCGAAAGGGGAGAAAAGGCGAGUCAACUCAAGCGGUCAUCAGCGAAACAGACUGAAAAAAUGGCAAACAAAGAGUUUGGAAGAACUUGCCAUUAUAGUGGAGGUGCUAGAAGAAGAUCUUAAGACCAGUACGUCCCCCAGACCACCAACUGAGAACCCCUCAUCUACCCUCUGCCCGGAGCAGAGAGACAAGAGCUGGUGUAAACAUGGAUCUCAGCAGUACCUCAUGGGAGAGUUGCCUCCAAAUUCAUGUUUCUGUGAAGCCAAUAAAAGGUUUCCCACACAGUCCACCGACGUCGACAACUCCUUCCCAAGCUGGGCUUAUAGCCAGACCAUUGCUCCUUUAUCAGCCAGUCAGGGGGAAUUUCACAGUUUUGAGUCAGCUUACUGUAGAGACAGGGCUGAGCCUGGAAUGACCUGCUACCCUGGUUACAGCGAAUACCAGGUGCCCUCCCCACAAGACACAAGGUAUUUUAGCCCUAAGAUGGAGCACUGGUGGGGUUCCCCUGAGACGAUUGGUCCGACAUAUCCCUACCCAGGCCAGGAGGAGUGGAACAGCACGACAUUCUUCUGGGCCCAAACGGAAAGACAGGAGCACAUACUGAGGAAUAUGUCAGACCAAGACCUGCUGGCUCUGGAUGAGUACGGCAGAACACUGCUACACAGGGCAGCUGACGAGGGGAAAAGAGCCCUUGUGUAUGUGACUGCCAAGAGGAUGGCAGAUCUAAAGAAUCUGGAUACUAAAGACGCAGAGGGAAAGACCCCUCUACACAUAGCUGCUCAGAGAAAUCAACACCUGAUAGUCGCAGAUUUAAUUUCCCUCGGUGCAAACGUCAACGAAAGGGAUCGAUACGGAAAGACGUGCCUCCACCUCAGUGCAGAAUAUGGAUAUGUCCGAGUUUUGGAGGUGCUGAAAAGCUGCAUGAAAAGCGGGAUGUAUAUAGACCUGGAGGCCAGAGAUAUGAAUGGGCUCAGUGCGUUGCAGCAUGCAUCCGUAUCUCUGAAGAGUACUGUGCGUGAGCUGGAGAGGAGCAUCACUGUGGGUAAAACCAAGCUACACUCCCUGCGGAAAGAGCAGAUGAUGGAAACGUUGGAGUGUCUUCUGCAGAUGGAAUGCAGCUUGCAGUGCCAGGUCAUCUAGAAGUGGUUCGUCCAGUCACGCACUUGCCUCUGACAGGAUGAGUGGCGUCUGCCGAAGAAGGCAGUGCUGUUACCUGACGGUAAAUGUUUUUGGGUUAAUACAAGUUUUAACCUGCCACAGAAAAAGCAAAAUUACAUGUUUAGAACCAUUUUACUUUUUAAAAGAGUAGGUACAAUUUCUGUGGCAUGGUAAAAGCUAUGUAUUAUGCAACCAGAGGUUUUGUGAAGUGAUGACACAGGGGAUAACCUUUGUGUCUCACUGUUUACACAAUAACACAAUGGUUGUGCAUCAGCUGGUUUCUGUGAAACUUCCACUGUUUGUUACAAGUAGCAAAAUAUUACUUAAAAAUGUGGCAUGAUCUGCAAGUCUGUUUGUUGUCAAUUCAAAGCGGCACUCCACCCAACAUAAAUACAUGAUCUGCAUGCCCACCCAGUUUACUGCCUUCUAAUGAUUCUUGAAGACUUUUUUGGGGUGGGGUUGUUGAAGGUGUGAAAGGGACUCCCAGUGGCUGUAUGGCAUAUUUAGGUAAUAAAAACAACACCGAAUUUACCAAAACCUUAAGACAAAGUUCUGUCAAAUUAAUGGGGCGGAUGGAUGAAAUGCAGACAAAUGACAAAGCAUGACAAAUAACAUAUGACACGCAGUUGUUUUGCUGGAAUGCCCCUUUAAUUGGUGAGGUUAUUAAACGUUGCGCAAAAGCAAACAGCCAACAGAUAUCAAGGGGUGUUGAAGAGACAUACAGAUGCAUGCCAUGUUAACAUAAGGUUAUGUGAACUUUUUGAAUCACUUUAUGAUGUCAUCUUUUUGUUUCCUAAAGCUCUGCAAAUUUGAGUGAUGUUUACCUUGAACAUCAGUUAAACGUACAGAGCUUCACUUUGUUAAAAAUAAAAAAAAAAUAAAAAUUUGAAAUUAUUUUGCCUUAUUUACAUGGAGACAUGGGGCUUUGGCUGUUCAGUGCAAAUGUUAGCAUUGUUGCAUUUAUACAUGCAUACAUGUUGCAUUCAUACGUGUGGUUAGUUAAAAGGAAUGUAUUAGUACUGUUUUCAUCUUCAGGUCAAAUGUCUAGGUAAAUUGCGUGGCACUUAUUCUGCUUUAAAACAGAUCAGUUGCUUUUUUAAUGUUUAAAAAGUCAUGUUAAUGUGAAACAUUGCCACAUUUUCCCACAUUACACUAAAACACAGAGGGUUUUGUAGUGAGAAGGUGAGUGUGGUCCAGGUUCAGGUCGCUCAGCUGAGUGCUUUCACUCUGCCUUCAGACCACCCUGGAUUACUGGUUUGUCCAGUGGGGUUAGUUCACUACCCAGUGCUUGUCUUUAUGAUGUAUAAAUUUAUAUACUAGUGUCACAAAUCUAACCCAUCAGUCCUUAUUUUAUCCUAAUGUCUCACUUAAAGAAAACGGCACUGUGCAUUGUGCAUAAAUAUACUGAUCAUAUGCUAAAGUUAAUUGAAAAACAGUGCUCUGUUCUAAACAAUGAGGUUGGGUCUUAUGUCUACAUGAAUUUGUUUUACUGUUCUCAAAAUUAGACAAAAUACCUGGAUUUCUGUUUUAUGCUUUCUGUUUUAUGCUUAUUUUGGGCUUCACAUAUGAGUGUUUUAGUCAUAUAUUACCUUUAUUAGGGUUUUGAAUGAGGCCUCUGUAAAAGGAGUUCAAAUAUACUAUUACCUUUUUCUGAUUUUGGUGCAGUUUUGUCUGGUAGCCUGCAUGGUUUGCUUGAAAAAGAAAUAAAGCAAUAAAUAAGUAA